Molecule: messenger RNA, 9618 nt
Organism: Cinara cedri
Lineage: Eukaryota; Metazoa; Arthropoda; Insecta; Hemiptera; Aphididae
Source: the annotation of a GenBank genome assembly
GACCGAGUCGUCGGCGAGUACAUAAUGUUAAAUGGUACCUAUGAUGUUCACGUUUUUUCUUGGUCUUCCGCUUUAUUAUAUUAUUUAAUUUGAUUAGGUAUUUAAGUUGCUAUUGUCGUUGAAAACCUACAUACCUUACAACUUUUUACAACGUGUGUUUAUUUCGCAGCUAUCGAAAUACUUGAUAAUAUUUAAAAAUGUCCACAAAACCGGUCAAUCAUUUAAACCUAGGUAAGUCAUAUUACACAUUAUUAAUUUUCGAAACUAUCUAUUUAACUGAUUCAUAAUAAAAUAAUGCCUAUCUGUUGCCUCAGUAAAGUUUAAUAUUAUUAUUCACUAUUUUCGUGUUUUUAUGUAGGUAAUUUAAUUUUCGUGCAUCAAAUUUUAAGUAUUCUCUGUUGGCUAUUUUAUUUAUAAAUUAAUUGAAUUUAUACCACAUUUAAAGAACAAUAUUAUAACAAUAGUUUAUUCUCAUCUGAAACCAAAAGAUAAAAUAUUGCUAAUAAUCAAUAUUUCCUUUUUAUGAAUACCUAUUACUUAUUUAUAUCUAUAAUUAUAAGAAUUAAUCUAAUAUAAAUCUAAGUACUUAAACUAUAUUCAACCAUAUGAGUACAUAUUGUUUGUGUUUUGUAAUUCAAUACGUAGUCUUAUCAAUUUUAUUUAUGUAUAUUAAAGGUAUUUUUUUUUACAUUUUUCAGAUCCAGAACAACAAAAGACAUUUGUUCGUUUUCAUAAAUCGCUUCCAGAUGUAAGGUUUUAAAUAAAUAAAUGUAUUUUAAUAUUCAUUCAUAAAUAUUUUUAAUUAAUUUUAACCUUAGGAAUAAAAUGAAUUUAACUUAAUAUAAUACAUUUUUUUUAUUAAUUAAUACUAUCAAUUCUAUAUCUUAUGAUAAAUAAAUAAAUAAAUAAAUAAAUAAAUACAAUUACAGUUUAAUACAUUUUUUUUUAUGUUAUAUUACGUAAUUAAAGAUUGUUCUUACUAAUAUAAAUGUUCGUUGGUUUUGGAAAUCAUUUCGGACUCUGGUUCUCUAUAUUGUUUACCGUCAUUAGUAGCUUUUGAAAAGUGUGACACUUGUUUACUUGUUUUUACUGGCAUGCUUUUUACAUUAUGAUCUGUAGAAUAUGUUGUUUGAUGAUUGUCUUUGUUUAUAUUUACAGUACUCUUUGAUUCAAGAAUUUCGUGUUCUAAUUCACCCAAUUUAUCAAAAACAUUAUUAAAUUUAGGAUUUAUUGGUUGAUCUAUACCAGUGGAAUAUUUUCCUGUAUUAGAAGAAAAUGUUGAAUGUUUAAAAUCUAUAUUUCCAUAAUGUUGUGCUUUGUCUGGUUUAUGUUCUUCAGAAAUACUAGUAAAAUCAAUUGUUUGUUGACCUUGUAAAACUGGGCUUCUUAUUGGUUCACCGUGCAAUGUUUGAUGAUAAUUUUCAACAUAAGUAGGUGAGUGAUCCGAUUUACUUAAAUUGAUAUUUUUUUCCAAUGUUCUGUAUCCUUCAAAUACUACUGCUUGCUGUCCAAAAGGUUCACCAUAAUUAUUAUUUUGCUGGACAGAUGACUCUCUAACAUGUGAUUUUGCUGUAGGUUGUUGUCUUACUGAAUUAUAUUUAUUUUGGUAUGAUGUUUCUAUUUUUUCAAAUUGUCUGAUUGGCAAUUUUGGAGUGUGUAUAUUAUAGUCGAUGUCCACAGAUUCUUGACCUGUUGGAGAUGGUUUUGAAAAAUCUUCUAAAUCUACAGAUUGUUGUCCGAAUUUUUGUGUUUGUGUUGACAUUGACUCUAUAUUUUCAAAUUGUUGUCCUAUUGGCUUUUUUGGUUGUGAUGAAUAAUCAAUAUCAACUGACUUACCACUAAAUGAUUGUUUGUAAAAAUCAUUCAAAUUGACAGAUUGUUGACCAGUCUCGUGUUUCUGAGUAGAUGACUGAAUUUUUCCAAAUGUCUGUGUUGUCGGUGUUUUUGGCGUAAAUGGUUUAACUGAUUGUUGAUUUUGUGAUUGCAAAAUGUAUGCAUUUCCUGUUGGUUGGUUAAAUCCUACAAUUGGUGAAGAAACUCCACUCUCGUCACAAUCGGGUUGGUCAUUUUUAUUGUACCCAAAUGAGUUGGCCUUAUUGUGGUUUAAUGUUUGUGUUGUGUAUUCAUUUUUAAUUUGAGAAUGAUUGGGUCCAUUCAGAUCUGAAGAAUACUUUUUAUUGCUAAAAAAUGUGUUAUAUCCAUUGAAUUUUUCUGAUUCUCCAUACUUAGAUGAUUGUGGUAUAAAUACAUUGCUUUCAGUAGCAGUGUCUUUUAUUAAUUUUGAAGAAGCUCCAAUUCCACUCGAAGANUACUGGUUUUUGAAUGACUGUAGUAGGGUGAGAUCCUGUCACACUAGAAGAUGAAUAUUCUUUUUUGAAACUUUUUGAGUACCCAUUUGGAAGUUGUUUAGUUUCCUCAAAUUCAACAACAUGGGAUUGUUGACCGUUAUCAUUAUUAUUUACUUCUUUUUUCACUUGAGUGACAAUAUUACCAUUCUGGUCUCUGAAUCUUGUUGUGGUCCCCGGUAUAUUGGUCAUACUUUGAGUAGCUGGAGAAUUCAAAUUUGAUUUAAUUGACUCAUAAUCCGUAUUUCCGUAUGUUUUUGAAGGCACUUGAUAAUUUUGAAUAUUUUGUCCAAAUCCACUUGACUCACUAUUGAUUAAUUUUUCACUAUUAUAAUAAAUAUCUGUAUUUACUGGUUUUUGAAUGACUGUAGUAGGGUGAGAUCCUGUCACACUAGAAGAUGAAUAUUCUUUUUUGGAACUUGUUGAGUACCCAUUCGGAAGUUGUUUACUUUCUUGGAAUUCAAAUGUGCGUGAAUUUUGGCUAUUCUCGCUAUUAAAUGAUUCUUUUUUUACCUGUGUAACAAGAUUAUUAUUUUCAUCUCUAAAAGUUACGGCACCUGGUUGGUUUUUUAAAUUUUGAUGGACAGAUUGAAAUGGUUGUAAGUUUGAAUUAAAUUCCUUGAUGCCAUAAUUUGGGUUACUAGUUAAUGCAGAUUCUGAUUGCUGGUAAUUAGAUGAAGUGGUUUUUAAUCCCUGUAAUAUUGGCGUCGCAUUUAUUGAUAGUCCAAAACAUAAAAUCAAAUACAAUUUGCAAACCUGAAACAAUUAAAUAUAUAUUAUUUUUUAAAUAGUCAACAAUAAAUGUUUAAUAUCACUAAAGUUUAUUUUUACUUUAAAUGAUGAUUGCAUUUUUCAAUAAAACUGUAUUUUCUUGUUAAUUUAUAAAUAUUUUUGUUGCACUAUUGAACACUAUUCACAAAAGCCUAUCAGCACUGAAUUCAACUUGGUGAAUGAGUUAAAUAAAAUAAAUGAUUUGGAUUUAUGCAACUCACUAAUAUUUAUAUAUGAUAUAGAAUAAAUACUUGAUAAAUUACAAUUAUGGACUUUGUAGAAAUGGAAAAUCUAUAUUAUUACGAUCAUGAAUUAUUUACAGAUAACCUUAACCCUAUAUUUUUCCCAGAACUAUAUUUCAUACAUAAUCAAUUUCAUUGUUAAUGCAAAUAAGGUGUUUCUUAUUUUAAAUAUCUAAUCAUACACCUAUUGUUUUUAUUUUAAAAAAAAAGUGUAAUUUAUUAAUUUAAAAAUGUUGUACACAUUACUUAUUUAGUAUGGCAAAUUUAUUAAAACCUUUUAAUAUAAUUAAGGUUUUAAAAUUCAUAUUAUUGACCUUUCAUAUUAUAUUUAAUAGUAUUAAUUUUACUCAGCUGUAUUUUUUACAUUUUAUCUGUUCUAUGAUACAGGUAUUUUUAUUCACUAGAUUCCUAAUGUAACAAGAAUGCAUUAUUAUGCAUCAAUAUGUAUGCUUAUUUUUUUUGUGCUGUGAAAAAAACCUCAUUCCAAUGUAUAAUUACAAAAAAAAAAUUUGUAGUAUUUUGAAUCUCUAGCUGGUGCAUUCAAAAUCAUUUUUGAUUUCCAAUAAUUUUCCAUAAUAAAUGGGAAAUCUGGACAAAAAAGUUCUAGAAAAACCAGACACAUUAACACCAAUAUUACAAAAAUGUUGUUUUUUUUACCAAAAACCUUGCUCUAAAAUUCAAGUACAUUAUUCUAUCUAAAAAAAAGUUUCUAGUUUGAAAGUUGUAUUGUGAUUUUUCCCUUUGGUUUUCUUAAAACUCGAGAAAGUUUACAGAAAUAAUGGUUUCAUUAUUUUUAAUUUUCCUUUUUUGUAAGUCGCUUAAUAAAAUAACAGUAGGGACUUCAAAUUUGUAAAGAAUGUUAAUAUUAUAAUGGCCUUAUCUAGACGUGAUAGAAUUAUUGAACUAUUUGCAUGCAUUUAACAUUUUCGAAUUUUUUUUAAAUUUUUAUUUGGAUUUGCUUGAAACAACGUCAUUUCUAUGGAUUUGCUGAGACGCUAAAGCCCAAGAGAAAUAGCCACAUGAUGUCACAAAAUCACACAAUGUGGUGGCAGCCUGUACUUUUAUACAGGAAUUGCCAAUGCAGUAUAGAAUGUUUACUUAUAUUUUUGUUAUAUUCAACUAAAAUGAAGAAUUAAGACAAUUAUCAUAACUCUGUGGGUUUUCAUAAAUGUUGGUGUACAUUUUAACAUUUUAUUACAUCACAAAUAAAUUUCUAUUAUACUAUUUAUGAUAUUAGUAGGUAUGCGUGUUUAUUUACAAAUAUGUUUAAUACAUAUUGUAUUAUUGAAAGAUGAAUCAUUAUCAAUCAAAUUAACUAAAUAUAUUAAUAUAAUAAGUAUAUAAACAAAUAUAAGCCUUUGUACCCUAAUUAAAAAGGAAUUCCCAUUUCUAGUAAUUGUUUUGUCUGUCCGAAAAAAGUUCUAUAUGAUAAAGUAAAAUAUGAUCUUAGUGACCUAGCCUAACAUGAUGCCCUUGUGUUCAUUUAUUAUUAUGCUUACUUUUCAGAAUAUUCUGUACCUAAAUAUGAAGCCUGUAUAUUUAGCCUUUAAAUGUAAUAAUAUAAAACCUUGGUUCCAGUUUUAAAAGAUAAUGCAUAAAAAAAAAAAUGAUAUAUUUACAAAUAUUAAUAAUAACUGAUAAAUGCAUUUGAAUUAAUUAAUAUCUCCUUGAACUUUUGUAUGGGUUUUUUUAUUUUAGAAACCUUUAACGACUGUUCGGUUUUUCAAUCGACAAGAUUAUUACACUGUUCAUGGCCAAGAUGCUACUUUUGCGGCUAAAGAUUUUUACAAAACAAACCAUUUGAUAAAAAACAUUGGAUCGGGUUGGUACAUUAAAUAAUUUUUUGUAUUCAAUAAAAUUAUGUGCCUGUGUCUGCGAUUAUAGCUAAAUGUACUGUAUGCAGAUCAUAUCUGAAAGCCUGGUUUUCAACUUUCAAUUACUGUAUUAGUAUUACUGUAGAUGUUCAUAAAAUUUUAGAUUUGAUUAAGACAUUGGAUUUUCUUUUAAAAUUCUAAUUUACCUUGGUUAGAUGGGUAAAAAAAAUAAAAUAAAUUGAAUUGAAUUAUAAAAAUGUAUUUUUUCUUUAUUAAAAAUACUUGUUAUAACUGUGUCCCAACACAGUUAUUGUUAUUAUUUAACUACACUAAUUUAAUUUUUAUGACGUUCUACUAGUGCUAAUUACAGAUAAAUCUUAAAUAUAACUUAUUUUUAAAGUAAUUAAUUUUAUUCUUUAUGGUAUUAAUUUAGAUAAUGAUAUUUUGGAAACAUUGAUAUUCAAUAAAGCCAACUUUGAAGCGUAUAUAAAACAACUAUUGUUAGUCAAUCAUUACAGAGUAGAAAUAUUUGUCAACAAAGGAGGGAAAUGGGCUUUAGAUUUCAAGGUAUAGAAUUAAUAAUAACUUAUACAUUUCUUUUCAAAAUAUAUCAUAAGUACAAUUUAUUUUAUUUUUUUUUAUAGGGUUCUCCUGGUAAUUUAUCGCAGUUUGAAGAUCUGUUGUUUGGAAAUAUAGAACAAAUUGAAGCAAAUAUAGUUAUUGCUUUAAAGUUAAGCUCAGACUUUAAAAACAACAAGGUAUUUGCAUUAAAAUAAUUGAUAUUGUGGUCUAAUAAAAAGUUAUUAUUAUUAUUAUUUAUUAACCAACCUUAAUAUUUAUUUUAGAUAAUUGGGUUAGGAGCAGUAGAUACUGUAGAACAUAAAUUCCAACUAAGUGAAUUCACUGAUGAUGAAUAUUUUUCACAUACUGAAUCAAUGGUAAUUAAAGUUUCUCCUAAAGAGUGUAUUCUUAUGACAGAUGGUAUCAAUCCCGAUGUAGAACAAUUAAAAAAAGUAGUAGAACGUUGUGGAGUACUUGUAACUAUGAGGAAGAAAUCUGAUUUCAGUACAGAUACAUUGAUACAAGAUUUAAACAAGUUAAUUAUGUUUGAAGAAGGGCAACAACCUAAUGCUCAUACAUUGCCUCAGUUACAACUGGAAAUUUCCUCUGCAGCAAUAGCAGCAGUUAUCAAGUACCUUGAAGUAUGUAAUACUUUAACACUUUACAAAAUGCUUGAUUAGUUUAAAUUGAAUACUGGUUUUUCUGAUAACCAUUAGACUUAAUUAUUAAUUUCUCUAUGAAACUGAUAUUUUUAUAUUAUAUUACAAGCUAUAUAACGUCAGAGCCAUAAUAAUUUUUAUUUAGUUAAGGUAUGCCUAAGAAAAAAUAAAUAUACAUUAUAAUUGCUUGUUUGAAUAGUAUUCUUGUAUUUUUUAAAAAAAAAAAAACCAAACAUUUUAAUUGGACUAGAUGUUAAUACAACUAAGUUUAAAAUAGUUGUCCCAGGAUAAUAGGGACGGGCACCGUCACUGUAUAGGUAAUUUAAUAUAUACCUGUAAGCAACAAUAAACCAUUCUUUAUAUAUAUUGUUGAUAAACCAUUAUAGCCAUUAUUUUAAUUAAACAUUUGGUUUUACCUUUCAAAAUAUUUUGAAAAAUCUAAAAAUUGAUCAAUGUUUAAGAAAAUAUGUUUAUUUCAUUAAUAUAAUUAUUUGAAUUGAAAAAAAAAAAAUUUUUGUAGACAAUUUAAUUGUCAGAAUAAAAUCUACUCUAAAAAGUUAUCAUUUUAAAUUUAUACAAAUUAACUGUAUUAUAUUAAUUAUUAAGGUAAAUAAAACAAUUUUAAUUAUAUUAUAACUUUAUUAAACAAAUAUUAUUUAAUUUCAGUUAUCGUCUGAUUCGGAUAAUCUAAAUCAAUUCACUGUUGAAAAUUUAGGGUAUAAUAAAUUUGUUCAUUUGGAUAGUGCUGGGGUCCAAGCACUUAACCUUUUUUCCAAUACCGGUACUAUGUCAAAACAUGACUCACUUCUUGGAAUUUUUGAUAAAUGUCGCACUCCACAUGGACAUAGGUUAGUUGGGUUUUCUUUAUAAAUAUAAUUCUACCUGCUCUCUAUAUAUAUAAAAAACUUAAUAUUGAAACCAUAAUUUUUAGGUUAUUAGUUCAAUGGAUUAGACAGCCAUUAAGAGAUUUGAAUGAAAUAAAUGAACGUUUGGAUAUUGUUGAAACACUGGUUACUAAUACAGAUAUACGUCAACAACUAUAUGACCAACAUUUACGCACAAUACCCGACCUACAAGCUCUUAUGCGUAAAAUUCAACGCAAAAGAGCUAAUUUACAAGACUGUUAUAGGUAAUGAAUAUAUUCUUUGAUAAAAUAAAAUAAAUUCAUUUGAACAUCGUGUGAUAAUAUAUUUUAGGAUUUAUCAUGCUUUACAAAAGCUUCCAGAUCUUGUGCAAACAUUGAGCAAUUCAGAUGAUAAAACUCUUAAAAGCAUAAUUACUACACCAUUAAAAGAAUUAGUUAAUGAUAUGAAUAAAUAUCAAGCUAUGAUUGAGGAAACAAUAGAUUUUAACCUAGUUGAACGCGGAGAGUUUCUUAUUCAAUCUGGAUUUGAUGAUGAACUUCAAGAAAUGAGAAAUCAAAUGAAUGAAUAUGAAACAAAAAUGAAAUCAAACUUGAAUAAAACCUCUGGAGCACUGGGAAUUUCAGUCAAAUUGGAUUCAAAUUCUCAAUAUGGAUUUUUCUUUAAAGUGGCUUUAAAAGUAAUAUUAUUUGAUUAUGUUUAUUUCUUUAAAAAUAAAUAUCUAUUAUUUUAAAUUUAUUAUUUAGGAUGGUAAAACUGUCUCCAACAAUAAAUCCUACGAAGUUCUCGAUACUACAAAAGGUGGUGGUAUGCGUUUUAGAUCUUUUAAACUUACUGAGCUUAAUACAGAAUACCAAGCAAUAUAUCAAAACUAUUUAGAACAUCAAAAAUCUAUUGUAGUCGAAGUUAUCCAAACAGCUAGUAAUGAAUAAUUUGUAAUAAAUACUACAUGUAACUUUUUAAUGAUAAUUCAUGUUUAUUUGAAAUAAUAGGCAGUUACAGUGCCACCCUAUUAAAUUUAAGCCGAAUACUUGCACAGUUAGACGUUCUAACAAGCUUUGCUAUGCUGGCUGCUAGUUCAUUGCAUCCCUAUGUAAGACCGAUUUUACAUCCUCAAGGUACUGGUUUAUUAGACUUAAAACAAAUGAGGCAUCCAUGUGUUGAACUCCAAGAUUCUGUGUCUUACAUACCUAAUGAUGCGUACUUUGAACAAAGUUAAUAUUUAAUUUUAUUAUUUCUAAAUAUUUAUGCUUUUUUUUUUAUAAUCUCAUUGUGUAAUAAUAUGUAUACAUUUUAUUUAGACAAAUGUACAUUCAAUGUAAUAACAGGCCCAAACAUGGGUGGAAAAAGUACUUAUAUUAGGAGUGUAGCAGUAGCAGUUUUCAUGGCACACGUGGGAAGUUUUGUCCCAUGUGACAGUGCUGAAAUUAGUGUAGUUGAUGCUAUUUUGGCUAGAGUUGGAGCAAAUGAUUCUCAGAUUAAAGGGUUAUCUACAUUCAUGGUUGAAAUGAUUGAGACUGUUUCAAUACUAAAAGUAUGAAACUUAAAAUGUUUAGUACAAAUCAGUAAUAUCUAAUUGUAUAUAAUAUAUUAAACAUGUUUUAUCUAGAAAGCUACAGCAGAUUCUUUAGUGAUAAUCGAUGAGUUAGGUAGAGGUACGUCAACUUAUGAGGGUUGUGGUAUUGCCUGUGCUAUAGCAGAGUGAGUAUACAUUUUUAGUCUAAUUUUAUAUGUAUAGUAACAGCACUACUGCACAACUAAUAAUACAGUUGUCAAUAAUUGUUGAAACCUAAUCUAAUUUAAUCUAAUACUAUUUUGUAGACGGUUGGCAACUGAUACCAAAGCAUUUACAUUGUUUGCAACACAUUUCCAUGAGUUAACAAAACUUUAUGAGACUAUACCAACAAUAUUGAAUAAACAUGUUUCUGCUGUGACUUCAAAUGAUAGUCUAACACUUUUAUAUCAAGUGCAACCAGGUUCAUGUGAUAAGAGUUUUGGUAUUCAUGUUGCUGCUAUGGCCAAAUUUCCGAAAAAUGUUAUUCAAGUACUCGUCUAAUGGCCAUUCAUGUUUUAUUUUCUUAAUAAUUUAUAUAUUAUUUAAAAUUUAUUAGGAUGCUGCAAAAAAACUUGCUUUGUUAGAGAGUUUUGAAACAUCUAAAACAUCGGAAGAACAAAAGGUAACAAAAAUACUGAAGGUAUAAAAACUAUAAUUUUUUGUUUUCAAUUUGCAUAUUUUACAGGAAAUCACUGAAAUUGAUAAAGAAAAAUUUCUUAAUGAAUGCAAACGUUGUGCACAAGAAUGUGCUUCAUCUGAUGAUGAAUUGUUUAACCAUAUUAAAAAACUAAGAACAAAGUUCCUAUAG